Messenger RNA from Neopelma chrysocephalum (saffron-crested tyrant-manakin), 1134 nucleotides. It is a transcript of the gene TXNL1, whose product is annotated as thioredoxin like 1. The transcript has 9 exons. Bases 77 to 943 code for a protein of 288 amino acids. The record is from RefSeq and is a predicted model, not a curated record. NCBI's taxonomy places the organism in Eukaryota, Metazoa, Chordata, Aves, Passeriformes, Pipridae.
CGGGCGCCCUGCCCGCCGUGACGCUGCACAUCGCACCCGGUGUCGCCGCCGGGGCCGCACCGCCGCCGGGGCCGCUAUGGCGGGCGUGAAGGUGAUCGCGAACGACACCGAGUUCCAGCCCGAGCUGAGCGCCGCCGGCUCCCGCCUGGCCGUGGUGAAGUUCACCAUGAGGGGAUGUGGCCCUUGCUUAAGGAUAGCUCCAGCCUUCAAUGCCCUGAGUAACAAAUACCCCCAGGCAACGUUCUUGGAGGUGGAUGUGCAUCAGUGCCAGGGCACAGCUGCCACCAACAACAUCUCAGCAACCCCCACGUUCCUGUUCUUCCGGAACAAGGUGCGGAUCGACCAAUACCAGGGAGCAGAUGCCGUGGGCUUGGAGGACAAAAUCAAACAGCACCUGGAGAACGACCCUGGGAACAGCGAGGACACAGACAUCCCCAAAGGAUACAUGGAUCUGCUGCCCUUCAUCAACAAGGCCGGGUGCGAGUGUCUCAACGAGAGCGACGAGCACGGCUUCGAGAACUGCCUGCGCAAGGACCCCUCCUACCUGGAGUCCGACUGCGACGAGCAGCUGCUCAUCACUGUAGCUUUCAGUCAGCCUGUCAAGCUUUACUCUAUGAAACUUCAGGGGCCAGACAACGGGCAAGGGCCCAAAUACAUCAAGAUCUUCAUCAACCUGCCGCGCUCGAUGGACUUCGAGGAGGCGGAGCGCAGCGAGCCCACCCAGGCCCUGGAGCUGGGCCCCGAGGACAUCAGGGAGGAUGGCAUCAUCCAGCUCCGCUAUGUCAAGUUCCAGAACGUCAACAGUGUCACUUUGUUUGUCCAGUCCAAUCAUGGUGAUGAGGAGACAACACGAAUCACAUAUUUCACAUUUAUUGGCACUCCAGUGCAAGCCACAAACAUGAACGACUUCAAACGACUUAACUCCCCAUUCCCAAAGAACUAAAAGGGCAGAAGAAAUUAAAAAGUAGUUGGCAAAAAAGGAGAGAGCCACUAGGAAGCAAAGCCACUGGAAGGCCUUAUCCCGGUCCAAGAUUCCCCCUUUUCUCUCUGACUCCUGGAUAAUUGCUUGACCAUAACCAGAGACUGUCAGUCUGAUUUACUGCCAUUUCCAAUAAAUCAUUGCUUUGAGCUGGA